Molecule: messenger RNA, 5265 nt
Organism: Thunnus maccoyii (southern bluefin tuna)
Lineage: Eukaryota; Metazoa; Chordata; Actinopteri; Scombriformes; Scombridae
Gene: mfn2
Product: mitofusin 2
Exons: 18
Coding region: 508-2784 (758 amino acids)
Biological process (GO): mitochondrion localization; mitochondrial fusion
Cellular component (GO): mitochondrial outer membrane
Molecular function (GO): GTPase activity; GTP binding
Source: RefSeq, a predicted model, not a curated record
GUGAUAGUGGACAGGGCAGAAGAUGCUUGAUCAGCUGCUAAAUGAGGACAACGUGGAAAACGUGACAAUCCGGCAUCUGUAGGAUUUCAGUAAGUCCAGGAGAUGGCAGUAAUGCAGCGCUGCGGCUGCCAGCUGCAGCUAAACCUCAAAGAAGAAGACGGAGAAGACGGGGCGGUAACGUGCUGAAACUACACACCUACUAGCAAACAGCGAAAACAACGAACUUGGGAUGCAUUUAUUAACGUCUACCGGGAUUUCCAUCACACCCACACCGUCUGAAUGACUGUCAGUGCAGCAAAUGAAACGGAAAAUAACAGCUUCUGAGCCCGUCUGAGCCGUCCAGUGACCCCCCCCCCCCUUCACUGAGCGCAGGUAGCAUUGACGCUAAUUACUAAGCUAACGUCCAGUCGCGUAGUAGUAGCUAGUUAGCUUAAAAAGAGAUUUCAAAAGCCGAGGGGCCAGGAUGACAGAGGGUUAUUUGUGAAGAGCGACCCCCAUUCACGUGCCAUGUCUCUGGUUUUCCCACGACCCAACACCAACGCAGUCCACAGCAAGAAGGAUAAGAGACUGAUGGCUGAGGUGAACGCGUCGCCACUCAAGCAUUUUGUUACGGCAAAGAAGAAGAUCAAUGGGAUCUUUGAACAGCUGGGGGCCUACAUCAAGGAGAGCGCUUCCUUCCUGGAAGAUACUCAUAAAAAUGAAGAGCUGGACCCAGUCACCACAGAGGAGCAAGUCCAGGAGGUUCGGGGUUACCUCGCCAAGGUGGCAGGGAUCGGAGAAGUGCUGGCACGCAGACAUAUGAAGGUGGUCUUCUUUGGGAGGACCAGUAACGGGAAGAGCUCAGUGAUCAACGCCAUGCUGUGUGACAAGGUGCUGCCGUCAGGAAUCGGACACACCACCAACUGCUUCCUGAGGGUGGAGGGCACAGAUGGCAACGAGGCCUUCCUCCUCACUGAAGGCUCUGAGGAGAGGAAGAGCAUAAAGACGGUGAACCAGUUGGCUCAUGCUCUCCACCAGGAUGAGGACCUGGACGCCGGCAGCCUGGUCUGUGUCAUGUGGCCUAAAGCCAAGUGUGCUCUGCUCAGGGAUGAUCUGGUCCUGGUGGACAGCCCGGGUAUCGAUGUGACCACAGAACUGGACAGCUGGAUCGACAAGUUCUGCCUUGAUGCUGACGUGUUUGUUCUGGUGGCAAACUCCGAGUCCACGCUGAUGCAGACGGAGAAGUCGUUCUUUCACAAGGUCAAUGAACGCCUCUCCAGUCCCAACAUUUUCAUCCUCAACAACCGCUGGGAUGCCUCCGCCUCCGAACCGGAAUACAUGGAGGAGGUCCGCAGACAGCACAUGGACCGCUGCACCAAUUUCCUGGUGGAUGAACUGGGUGUGGUGGACCGAGCCCAGGCCAGUGACCGCAUCUUCUUCGUUUCUGCCAAGGAAGUACUCCAGGCUCGUGUGCAGAAGGCUCAGGGAAUGCCUGAAGCAGGCGGCGCUCUCGCAGAAGGAUUUCAAGCCAGAAUGUUUGAGUUCCAGAACUUUGAGAGACGAUUCGAGGAGUGUAUCUCACAGUCAGCGGUGAAGACCAAGUUUGAGCAGCACACAGUGAGGGCCAAGCAGAUCUCUGAAGCCCUGCGCCUCAUUAUGGAUUCAGUCCACAUUGCUGCACAAGAGCAGAGGGUCUACUGCCUCGACACCAAGGAGGACCGUCAGGACCGAUUGGAGUUCAUAGACAAGCAGUUGGACCUGUUGACCAUGGACUGUAAGGCCAAGAUCAAGAAGAUCACAGAUGAGGUGGAGAGACAGGUGUCUAAUGCCAUGGCAGAGGAGAUCAGGAAGCUCCAUGUCCUGGUGGAUGACUUCCAUAUGGACUUCCAUCCAUCACCAGUGGUGCUUAAGGUCUACAAAAAUGAGCUACACCGGCACAUAGAAGAGGGUCUGGGCAAGAACAUGUCAGAGAGGUGCUCCACCACCAUCACCAGCGCCCUGCAGACCACACAGACGGACAUGAUCGAUGGUCUGAAGCCUCUGCUGCCCACCCCGGUCAGAGAGCAGGUCGACAAGCUGGUUCCUCGUCAGUGUUUCAGCCUCAGUUAUGACCUGGCUUGUGACAAGCUUUGCAGUGACUUCCAGGAGGACAUCAGCUUUCACUUCUCUCUCGGCUGGACCAUGCUGGUCAACCGCUUCCUGGGCCCCAAGAACACCCGGCGGGCCCUCAUGGGCUACAACGAUCAGGUUCCUCGGCCCAUGGCCCUGACUCCAGUGAGCACCAGCAUGCCUCCAUUCCCACAAAGCUCCAUGACUCAGGAGGAGCUGAUGGUGUCCAUGGUGACUGGACUCGCCUCCCUCACCUCCCGGACAUCCAUGGGUGUCCUUGUGGUUGGUGGCGUGAUCUGGAAGGCAGUGGGCUGGCGUCUGAUCGCCCUGUCAGUGGGUCUCUACGGGCUCCUCUACAUCUACGAGCGCCUCACCUGGACCACCAAGGCGAAGGAGAGGGCCUUCAAGAGACAGUUUGUGGACUACGCCAGCGAGAAGCUGCAGCUCAUCGUCAGCUACACCGGAUCCAACUGCAGCCACCAAGUCCAGCAGGAGUUGGCGGGUGUGUUCGCUCAGCUCUGCCAGCAGGUAGACGUCACCCGUCACAACCUGGAGGACGAGAUCACCGACAUGAACAGCAAGAUCGAGCUGCUGGACGGCCUGCAGAGCAAGGCUAAGCUACUGCGGAACAAGGCGGGCUGGCUGGACAGCGAGCUCAACAUGUUCACCCAGCAGUACCUUCAUCACAGCAAGUAAACCUGCCACAGCGUCACCCGAGAGACUCUACAACACUUGUUACAUCUGCUUUCAAGUUGACUCACUUUGGUAUUUUCAAGUUAAUGAGAGUAAACAGUCAACAGUGAGAAGGGAAGGUGAGGACGUGUGACGUGAGAGGAAGCUGAGUGGUUGUGAUGUGUGGACGGUCCUGCGGUCAGCUGCUACAUUAAAAUAAGUUUCAAACAGCUUCAGCUAUUAAAUAUAAGUCACCACAUGAAUAGAGGUUUAACCACAGACUCCAGAAUGAAACAUCCGGAUGCUCAUUCUUAUCUUUUCAUUGAUGCUAAUGAGGCCUGAUGGAUCUGACCCCAGAACAGCAGCUCAGUCUGAGCUCUUCCCGCGUUCCCAUCAGCACCACUGACUGACUCACACCAGAUUCUGCCUCAGUGAACGUGUAUAGAUUAGAUUUUGUACAUAUAUUUUGAACACUGGACAGGUGCUGAAGUUAAAGGCAGUCCACAUGAGGGAAUGGAAGAAACAAACUAAACACAUAUAAAAUAAUUUAUUCCUCCAGUUUAUUAGGAAAAUGUUUUUUCAGAGUGAAACGAUGCUACGCAGCUAUCAGAGGAGAUUGUAGUUGAGUUGAUGGUUUGGUUUUAGGUGACAUGAAGGAAAAAGAGAAUAGUCACUCUUACAGUUUUGUUCUCUGAUCUGAACUGUAGACGUUACAGCUGAUCAGAGUCUCAGAGCGACGCUGCUGAUGGGUCAGUAUGAUGGUAUCAGAACCAUAAACCACUGGUUCAGCUCGCAUGUAGAAUAGUUCUCAGAGUAAACAUUGUCAUUUCUAGGGGAGAAUCUAGGGUUCCUGUAUGUUAUGACUUAAAGAACACGUCUGGUGUUACUCUAAAUCUUUCUUACUAUGUGCAGAUCCAAACCGACGAUGUGAGUCUGUCUCUCAAUACUCUCUGACUUCGCUACCCUCUCUGUGGCUCUCAGCUCUCUAAACCCUGUUUCCUCCUGCAGAUGUAAAUCUUAAAAUAUUGCUCACAAAUAUAUUGUUUGAUUUUUAGCGAUUUCCCAAAACAGCUGGUCACAAACAGGAGGAAAAGGUGCAUUUGUAGGGAACUAUUUUCAGCAGCGGAUGAAUGCUCUAGUGAGUGUGUCUGGCAGCAUGGCGGCGUGUGUGUGUGUGUGUGUGUGAUUGAGUUGAAAUAUAAACUACAGUGUGUUUUCAGUGCAACACUGAUGUGUUUCUACAGAGGACGUCAGGUUUCAGCAACAUCAGGCUUGUUAAAGGUCUUUUUGUUCAGUUGCAACAUUGAGCAUUUAAAUCGAAGACAAAGAUCUGACAAACACAUUAGAUUCUGACUUGAUUUGACUGUAAAUAGUCAAAAUUAUUCCUAAAUAUUAAAGUCAGAAUUUUAACGUCCUCUGAGAAUUUAGAGGAUUCAUUGAUAGUGCUCAUAACUCUAAAUCCCUCAGUCUCCUCACACUAGAGACUCAACCAGCUGCACAUUCAUCCAUCAUUAAGUAACAGAGUCUUUUGUUCCGUAGUUUGUCCAGCAGAGGGCGCUGGUGUUUAUUUCUACACUGUAAAUGUCCAUCGCAGCACAUAUCCUGCUCACUCUUCUUAAAAAAAACCAUUUAAGGCAUCUUAUCAUAAAAAAUGUUUGUGUUAAUGUAAAGAAUGACUGGGCUGAUAUAUCGUUAUCAUUUCUUUUUGAACUGAAAUAUCACAUUUGAUGAUCUCAACUGUAAAACAUGUUGAUUUCUAAAACAUGGAGUGUGGAGCUCAGAGGGAAUCUUAACUGGUGUCAGACCUGCAGCCCAGUGUUUUUAAUGUGAAGCACCGUGGAUGCCUGUCUCAGUGUCUUGUGUGUCAUCACUACUCUUUUUCUUUUGUUUUGCACUGAAUGCGUCGAGGGGCGGGCUCUGUGUCUGCCUGCUCUCUAUGCCUCUGUCUAUAUUAGUAUUCAUAUUCUAAUAUUAUAGUUUUACUUCUAAAGGAAGUGGCAGGAAUCUGAACUACAUGUGAUGAGACCCCCCUCUCUCUCUCUCUCUCUCUCUCUCUCUCUCUCUGAGAUGAAAUGGUAUAUUUGGCCUCUCAAAUGUGUACAUAGUGUAAUUUAAGAAUUUGCCUUUCAAUUGGAAACGAGGGGAACAAAGUGCUGAAAGAGAAGAAAGCACAUCAGAGUUGGAUGUGUCUGGAUUCGUCCAGUACGUUAAAGUCACGCUGUAACAUAAAGCCAUACACUGUGUUGCCAAGUGAGCAGAAGGCUGCCCUACAACACUUCCUUUAGAGGGAAGACAUGCACUUUAUCCAUUUGCUGCUUAUCGAUUAUAUUUUUUUUUUUUCCACAAAUGUAAAAGCAGAGAGUGGUUGUAUUUGGCUUCAGGAAGGUGAAGGUACCUGCAUGCAGUGACUGUUGUAGUUUGUUGUCCUGUUUAAAUGUUCUAUCAUAUGUAUGUAUGUACAAAUAAUAAUAAUAAUAAAGGUGACAAAAUGCUGAAAAAAGUUAA